Drosophila eugracilis is the source of this 2552-nucleotide messenger RNA. RefSeq names its product fukutin-related protein. Gene Ontology annotation, cellular component: Golgi apparatus. The record is from RefSeq and is a predicted model, not a curated record. NCBI's taxonomy places the organism in Eukaryota, Metazoa, Arthropoda, Insecta, Diptera, Drosophilidae. Gene Ontology annotation, biological process: protein O-linked glycosylation via mannose.
UUUGCGCAUAGCCGAGGAAAAAGGAAUAGCUACAAAAACAAAGUUUUCAAAGGCAGAAAUAAAUAGUUAAAUGAGUCCUUUCGCCGAGUCAACUAAAAUUCGAGAAUGAGUGGAGGAUUCACCAUUGGAAGGAUCUGGAGUCGAAGUCAGUGUGGUCUAAGGAUUCGCCUGCUAGCCAUGUAGAUGCAGUGUAGAUACCCGGGAGCAGAUAUAGAUACAGAUACACACACCGUCAGAAGAUUUUAGAGCACUUCCUGUCAUCCGCCAUGAAGGUGUUCCGGUUGCGUUUGGUGAAGGUCCUCCUGCUAGGAUUUCUGCUAGCCAAUCUGGUCUUCUUCUAUUACACCUGGAAUACGCUGCUCUGGCGCCGGAUUAGUAGAGCUCUCUCCGGCGACUCACUGGCGGUGGAGGAGGCGCCAAAGGCAGCCAAGCUAUCGCCCAAAGAUAAGGUGCGCAAUGCCAACAAACACAUCCGGAAGUCCAUUACCAUCGUGUUCUACGGCCACUACAACUUUGAGCAAGAUCUGAGGGCUAGCAUAGAUAGCAUAUUGGACGUGAUACCCAACAUGCCUAUCUUGGUACUCCAAGACGGCGGUGCUGAGUAUGCCUACCCGCCGGUGAACUACGAGCGGAAUCUAACCGCGGGAGAGGAGAGAACCGUGGUGUUCCAGAGCCUGGCCUUCGAUGUGCGGCACACGCGGCAGGAACUCAAUCCCCUGGCCUCGAUCCGGACCAAGUACGUCCUUAUUAUGCCGGACAGUGUACGACUGAGUAGCAAGAAUAUCCUGCAGAAGAUCUUGCGCGAGAUUAACUCAUUGGGCCUGCCGGGACAGCCUAAGGAGCAGCGUCCUCCUGUUCCGCCGGAGGAGACGGUGCGCCGUAUGGUACUCAUACCCUUUGCCGGUAACCUCAAGUCCUUCAGCAGCUGCGUCAGGAUGACCCUGGAUUUGCCGGACUGGACGCUGGAGUUGGCAGCCACCAAUGACACAAGAAGAUGUGAUUUGUUCCUGCAGAAACAUGCGAUCCUUCUUGAUGCAGGUGCUUUGGGAGCCAUGCCAGAGCCUUUUACCCUGCCCUUCCCGGAAAUGCUCUAUAUGCAGGCUAAGGUCGCCAAUCUGUCGACCACGGUGUUUCCGCAAGCAUUCCAGGAGGGUCGUCGCUUGUUCGCAUCCUUUCAUACCAAACAGCGGAGGAUGGAUCUACGCCGUCGUCAAUUCCGGGAGAUGUACAAGAAGCUACAAAUCAAGCGGAUCGUUAGGCGGGCCUAUAGGGUUCCCGGAAAGGCCCAGGCCAGGGAGGUGUGGGGUCAGGGGCACGGAUUGGUCCUUGAUGGCCAGUUCUCGUCCUCGAACACCUCGCUGCCCCUGAUUACAGACAUUGAUUUGUUCGGCUGUGAACGGACAACCAAGUCCUGCAUCGGUAGUGUAUACAAUGAGAGGCCCUAUUACUCUUACCUGGGCAAGCAUACCCCACCCUGCUGCCUGGACAAGCUGAGAACCACCUUCAACCAUGUGCUGGAGGAGUUCGAAAACGUGGGCAUUCGCUACUGGCUGGACAAUCGGGCCCUGCAGAGCGCCAUCGAAACGAAUCACCUUUCUCCGGAUGCCUAUGAUAUCGAUAUUAGCUUCAAUGUCCAGGAUCUGGAGCGAUCCAAUGCAAUGAAAAAAUCGCAGAAUAAGCCUUACGUGGAUAACGAGGGAUUCUACUGGAUCAAGGCCACCGACGGCCACUACUUCCGCGUCCAAUUUUCAAAGCCCAACCAAGUAGGCGUCAAUCUGUUGCCCUAUUCAAUUACCGGAACAGAGGCAAAGCCCAGUGGAUUCUUUGGAUGGAAAGCCACAACCUUCUCUGCGGACUACCUGCAUCCCAUGUCGACGGUGCUCUUUCUGGGCAAGAGUGUUAUGUGCCCAAACAAUGUGCUGGAGUACCUUGAGGAGAAGCACAUUAAGGUCAAGUCCGCUGACUUGGAUGCGGACGAGGAUUGAGCCAAUGUAGUCAAAGUGUCAGUUUUAAAAACACAAACUUUCAUGGCCUUCAUGAAAAAAGUGUCUGUGAAAACGAUAUUUUAAGUUUCGGUUCCUGACAAUGUUUUAAUCUGCUGAAUACUGAUUUUACUGAUCAAGAUCAGUGACUAAUACAAUCGUGAUUAAUAAGGAAUAACAUUCCAAGAAAAAGCCAAUUGGAAUAAGUAAUUUUUUGUCUGCCAGUUCAGUUCUCGAACUGAGCAAUUCGCAGGUAAUUUUAUUGGAAUGAAAUAAGCAUUAAAAGUACAAUAUUUUAUAUGCUCUUAAGACUCUUAAGAUAUUUCAGUCCUCAAACACUUUUGUUAAACACCAGAUGGAUUUGACUACAGUUUAAAUGUUUAUUUUGUUUUUAAGCAUAUAUACAAUUUUGUGAUUUUUUAAGUUCCUUUUGUUGGUUGACUUCAACCGAACCUCGAUAGCAAAUUUAUGUUAGAUUGAUAGGAAGAUAAAACAACAAAAGACGGAUGAAUCAAGAUUCUUUUAGAACCAGCAGAUCUAUAUGUGUAAAAUAUAAUACAUAAAGUCAGA